Messenger RNA from Microthlaspi erraticum, 519 nucleotides. Lineage: Eukaryota; Viridiplantae; Streptophyta; Magnoliopsida; Brassicales; Brassicaceae. The record is from the annotation of a GenBank genome assembly.
AUGAGCCCCGGUCUCGAACUUUAUGACGAGGUAAGGUUCCUGCUCGACGACGAGAAGAAAGUCGUUAUGCUUGCUCUGAGUUGGCUUGACUUGGACGACAAGACCGAGAGCAGAGACAUUAUCUACAUUGUUGGGGAGGACAAUGAAGCCACACAAGUUGAUUUGGGAACAGCGGGAGAGAAAAGGGAUCCUUUUUACAUUCUCAUUCGAUCGUUUAAUUGCUCUGAAGAAGAAGAUAUGGGAGAACGCAAAGAAGUUAGCUUUAUGCUUCCAAUCGAUGUUCGCUGCAACACGUGUGGUAAUUACAUGUGGCUUGACACCUAUUUCAAUGGCCAUCGAGAAGAGGUCAUUGGAGAGACGUACCUAGGGACUCAAAUCCUAAGGUUCUACUUCAAGUGCACCAACUGCUCGUCGGAGGUGGCCUUUAAAACGGAUCUAGAGAAGGCGGAUUUUACCGUCGAAGCAGGUGCAACAAGUGUGGGACUUGUACAAGGCACCGACGGCGAUGAGGAAACGUGA